AUGUCUUCAUCAUCAGCAUCAACCAAUUAUCCACCUCUCGAAGUUGAUAAACAUGUAAAAUACUUUAUGGGACAUUGUAGUGUACUUCCACACUUUUAUGGUUCUCAAGAUACCAACAGAAUGACAAUAUUGUAUUUUAUAAUUUCCGGCUUGGAUGUUCUCGGAAAAGUUGAUCUGGCUUUGAAUGAUGAGAGAAAAAAGGAAAUUAUUGAAUGGGUUUAUUCUAAUCAAAUUGGACCAGAUCAAAAUGAAAGUAAUUUGGAGAAGUGUGGAUUUAGAGGAGGUAAUUUUAUUGGUUUACCAAUUGGCUGUUAUGAAUGUUGUCAUGAACAUCCACUCUCUGAAAAUCAGAUCAGAUAUGAUGUUGGACAUAUUGCUAUGACUUAUACUGCUCUUGCAAUUUUAAGAAUUCUUGGAGAUGAUUUCUCUAGAGUUAAUAAGAAAAGUAUUAUUGGAGCUUUGAAAUACUUACAAGAUAAGAAUGGUUGUUUUAAAGCAACUUGUUUUGGAAGUGAGACUGAUAUUAGAUUUACAUUUUGUGCUUGUGCUAUUUCAGCAUUUUUGAAUGAUUGGAGUGGUGUAAAUAAGGAAUUAGCUUUUGAAUAUAUUAAAAGCAGUCGUGGAUAUGAUUAUUGCUUCUCUCAUGGUCCAGGAUUGGAAUCUCAUGGAGGAAGUACUUAUUGUGCAAUUGCUGCGCUGGAUUUGAUGGGAUAUCUUGAUAAAUUGGAUCAUCAAGAAGAAAUGAAGGAAUGGUUAUUGAAAAGACAACUUUCUGGAUUCCAAGGAAGACCACAAAAGGAUGCUGAUACUUGUUAUUCAUUCUGGGUUGGUGGUACUUUACAAACACUUGAUUGCUUACAAUAUGUGGAUGAAGUACAAACAAAAUUGUUCACAUUAUCUUGUCAAACUGAAUAUGGCGGUAUAAGUAAGGUCAAAGAUACCUAUCCAGAUGUAUUGCACACUUACAUGUCAUUAGCAGGUUUGAGCAUGCUAGGAUUUGAGGGUUUGAACAAGGUUUUCCCAUCUUUAAAUAUUACUGAAAGAGCUGCUAAAGGACUUGAAUGCUUUGAUUCAAGACAAUAA
Molecule: messenger RNA, 1083 nt
Organism: Naegleria gruberi
Lineage: Eukaryota; Heterolobosea; Eutetramitea; Acrasida; Naegleriidae
Exons: 1
Coding region: 1-1083 (360 amino acids)
Biological process (GO): protein geranylgeranylation
Cellular component (GO): CAAX-protein geranylgeranyltransferase complex
Molecular function (GO): CAAX-protein geranylgeranyltransferase activity
Source: RefSeq, a predicted model, not a curated record